CUCCAGAGGAAGGACGGACGGUGAGAGGAUUUGUUUCUUCCUCAAACCGGGGAAUUAGCCAAAUUAAUCGUAAUCACGAUGUUGUCGUUAUGUCACGCUCACAUCUGUCUCGCGGGUGAUUGCCCAGGCCGCCUCCGAGAGCCUUAUGUCCACACGCUAGCUAGGCACCUAGUCAACACCGAUCAGAUAUACUUACCGCUUCCAGGAACCAUGCCUCCACCGGUGCCACAGAAAACCGGGCUGGGAAAGUUUCAGGGUCCCGGAGAAGUUUUUGGAGACGCGCCCUACUCAGUUCAUUAACGGGUGGCAGGAGACACCAUCUCACUAGCUGCUAACCACAUCGCCUCUACAGUCCGGCAGCCGGCAGAGGUCAGGGGCAUAGCAGGUGUACAGAAGGAGCCGGCAGAUGUGUGUGUCCAGGUCAUCCGGUUUUCAGCGUUGAGCAGUUAAAAGCACAGCCAUUCUUCAGCAGGUGACAGCAGUCACCCGCUGCAGGUGUGAAGAAGAAGACGUGUGUAACAAAGCUGCUAAUUGACACUGGAGAGUCUGUCGGCCUGUUACCCUGAAUACUGUCUCUCAUCGCUGGGAAUACAAGGUUGGAGGCAGCCUGUCUCUCUGGGCAUUACUUCCUCAAGGCAGCCUCUCUCUCUGGGUAGUAGACUGUAAAGGCAGCCUCUCUCUCUGGGUAGUAGAUUGUAAAUGCAGCCUCUCUCUCUGGGUAUUAGAUUGUAAAGGCAGCCUCUCUCUCUGGGUAGAAGAUUGUAAAGGCAGCCUCUCUCUCUGGGUAGUAGAUUGUAAAGGCAGCCUCUCUCUGGGUAGUAGAUUGUAAAGGCAGCCUUUCUCUCUGGGUAGUAGAUUGUAAAGACAGCCUCUCUCUCUGGGUAGUAGAUUGUAAAGGCAGUCUCUCUCUCUGGGUAGUAGAUUGUAAAGGCAGCCUCUCUCUCUGGGUAGUAGAUUGUAAAGACAGCCUCUCUGGGCUGUAGAAACUGGAGCUGUCAUCUACCACUGUGUGGAUUUCCUGACCUGGACAGAGGGCUUGUUACAUUGGACCGGUGUGAGUUCUAGGUCUCCCAGACUGGGACUCUGUCAGUAGAGGCUUGUCUUGGUUGUUUUUGGCCUGUUUGAGCAGCAGCCAUGGAUGUUUCCCUCGUGGACUUUGAGAGUUUGGAUGAUAUCAACAGCAACCUGGAUGAUGAGCUCCAAAGCCCAGACGACCCUGACGAGACCACAGCCCUGACGGUCGACAUGCCCCAUGAACACAGCUCCUUCCCAGACUCCCAACACCUCCUCUGCUCCCUGCCUAAUCUCACCUCCAGCCCCAAGCACCACCACCCCUCCCACCACCAUCGCUCCCCCUACAGAAGGAACACCUCGCCCUGCCCAUCCACCUCCCCUGAUACCCAGGGCGGGAACCAGUCACCGGAAAUGCCAGCCCAUGGUAGGAAGGGGCGCAGUAGCUGCUCAAGCAUGAUGACCAACUGGAAGCUGCUACUGAGUAGUGAGACCCAGACUCAGAGUGAGACCAUAUUCAGCCGGCUCGCCAAGGACUGCUGUGAGGAUCUCUUUGUGGACAAGAGAGGACUGGACGAUGGCGAGCAGAAGGUCAUCAUCAACAUUGCCGGUCUGCGCUUUGAGACGCAGCUCAAAACCCUAGAUCAGUUCCCAGAAACCCUUCUGGGGGACCCCAUGAAGAGGAUGGACUACUUUGACCCAAUGAGGAAUGAGUAUUUCUUCGACCGGAACCGUCCCAGCUUUGACGGCAUCCUGUACUACUACCAGUCAGGAGGAAAGAUCCGGCGGCCGGCUAACGUUCCACUAGAUGUGUUUGCCGAUGAGAUGAUGUUUUAUGAGCUGGGGAACGAUGCCAUGGAGCAGUUCAGAGAGGACGAGGGCUUCAUCAAAGAGGUGGAGAUCCCUCUCCCGACCAAUGAGAUGUACCGCCAGUUCUGGCUGUUGUUUGAGUAUCCGGAGAGCUCCAACGCUGCUCGCGGCGUGGCGCUGGUCUCUGUCUUCGUCAUCGUCAUCUCCAUAAUCAUCUUCUGCAUGGAAACGCUGCCGGAGUUCCGGGACAACUCCCUGGACCCCAUCAUACCCACCGCUGCCAUGCAGGUGAUGCCUUCAGGUGGGAACCAAUCACUGAGCGGCUUUGGUUCCAUGUUCCCACCCACGGCUACGCCUAAAACAAUCACGUCCACGUUCUCUGACCCGUUCUUCAUUAUUGAGACAGCUUGCAUCGUCUGGUUCUUCUUCGAACUGGUUGUCCGCUUUGUGGUCUGUCCCUCCAAGAGAGACUUCUUCCACAACCUCAUGAAUAUCAUCGACAUUGUGUCCAUCAUACCUUACUUUGUCACUUUGGUAACAGAGCUGGUCACGACCCCAGAGCAGAACUUGAGCCAGAACAUGUCCCUGGCCAUUCUUCGUAUCAUCCGUCUGGUUAGAGUGUUCAGGAUCUUCAAGCUGUCUAGACACUCCAAGGGGCUCCAGAUCCUGGGCCAAACCCUGAAGGCCAGCAUGAGGGAGCUGGGCCUGCUCAUCUUCUUCCUCUUCAUCGGAGUCAUCCUCUUCUCCAGCGCUAUCUACUUUGCCGAAGUCGACGAGCCCAGUACACAGUUCGUCAGCAUCCCUGACGGUUUCUGGUGGGCCGUGGUCACCAUGACUACGGUGGGCUAUGGCGACAUGUGCCCGAUCACUGUGGGCGGUAAGAUGGUGGGGACACUCUGUGCCAUCGCCGGCGUGCUGACCAUCGCCCUGCCCGUCCCGGUCAUCGUGUCCAACUUCAACUACUUCUACCACCGGGAGACGGAGGCAGAGGACAAGCAGCCAAUGGCGGACGCGGUAGAUUUGGCCAUGAAGUUACAAUCAGAGAGUAAACCAGGGAGUAGCUCCUCCCUGAACAAGGCCAAUGGGACCUGGCAGAGUGACAUGUUUCCUGGGCUCUGAGACGUAUUCAAGACCAUUUCAACAUUGAAGAGGACAGAGAGACAUUAUGGAGACAAACAGGGCAAAGACAUUACAAAGACAAACUUCCAAAAAGGAAGCCUGGCGUGCCACAUCAAUAGACUGAUCUGUUAUAAAGGUUACAGGUUUGGGUUGUAUAUUGGGAGGUCAGAGGAGUGUUUUCCAGGGGAUUAAAUUGACCUGUCUGUAAUGUUAGGGGGUUAUGACCGGCCUGUACCCCCAAAUCUAUGCCCCGUCUGUUAUCCAUGGGGAUAAAUACCGAAACUGACCUCACAACUACUGUACAUUUCUACUUCAAUAGGACUGUUUAGGGCCAGAUUAAAAGGCUAGAAAUACCUUUGGUGAGAAAAGGUACUAGAAGAUCUGUAAGCAUAAUUGGUGUGACAUAACUUGAGGAUGAUUCAAAAGAUACAUUUAAAAAAUGAGUAUUUUAAAGCAAUAAGGCAUUAGGUGUGUGGUAUAGGGCCAAUAUAUAAGGUAUAAGAGCUGUUCUUAGACACAAAUUAUCAGGGAAUGCCUGGAUAUAGAACUUAGUCUUGGUAUUUUGACAAUAUACCACGAAUGCCAGAGGUGCCUCAUUGCUAAUGUAAACCAGUUGCUAACACAAUUAGAAGAGUAUAAAAUGAUGUAAUAAUUAUGGUACAUCGCUUUCAGCCAAACAGCAUUCAGGAUUCGAACCAGCCGGUUUAUAAUGUAUCAAAAACCACUAAUGCCUCCUCUGUGCAAGUAGGGACUGUGACAAUGGUAACAAAAUACAGAUGUAGAGUCUAAAUUUGAGCCUUUUAUAAGCUGGAAAAUAACCAUGCGUGAAUAGGAAAUAUGAAAAAUUAUCUUGUUAAUUUAUAGAUGUUUUUGGAGUUUUUUUAUGCAUUUUUCAUAUUGGAAAAAAAAUCUGAAAUGUUUAAUUGGAAAUGACAAACUUUUAUAUUAGCCUUAUAUAAAACCUCAACUACACUACGCAUUUUCUCCUGCAAAAGUGUGAUCAAAUUAAGAUCCUGCAUUGUACCUCAGUAAUGACAUUGUUGUACUACUAUUGCAUAAAACACAGUGUUGUUGUGCUACUAUGAUCAGACUUCUAUCAUCCCCAUGAGUUACAGGUUAAUAUUGAGAUACUAUAUGUAGCUGGUAUCAUAAUUGGUCAAUGCCACGGUCAGACUUUAGAUUGUAAGUAUUGUUUCCGUGGAUGCAUUUUAAUCCAUUACAUACAUCUGUCAAAGUAUUAAAUUAAGAAUCAAUCACGGUGUUUAUUCCGUAUAAUGUUUUUUGAUCCUAUAUAAUUGUAUAAUUUCAUACUGUAUGUUUUCUGUCCAGUUCUUCAGAAUUUUAGAUUUUUAGUCCUACAUGAAAACCUAUUUCCUAUAUAUUACACUCCUUUUUAAUUUUCAAAGCUGGAUCUCAAAGUCAGUUCCACUCCAUUUUUCAUUGCAACCCUCUAAUCAGGGACUUAUUUAGACCUGGGACACCAGGUGGGUGCAAUUUAUUAUGAGGUGAAACAGAAAACCUGCAGGCUCCAGACCAUGUAGAUUAAGAGUGCCUUGAACUGCAUUGUAAUUACGGAAAUGUUAAAUAGAAGAUGACAUCGCCAUGCUCUAAAUAGUAACUGUGAAAGAGGUAAAUAGUUGCUGACAUUGUCGUGCUCUAAAUUGUAACUAUGGUAAUGUUAAAUAGUGGAUAACAUUGCCAUGCUGUACGUUGUAACUAGGAUAACGGGAAAUGUUGUACUGUUGAUUACCAUGGAUACUGCUGCUAGAGAAGAACAUGGCUGAAGUAGUUAAAUUCAACUACAGUAAGUUCUCAAUGUUUUAGAACAAUUUUAAAAUGUUAAAUGUUAAAAAGGUUCAAAUGUAUGUUUUGAUUUUAAUUCCUGUUUCACUUCAACCCCUGAUUAUCAGGUAUCUCCAGAAACAAAAGAUGCCAAAAGUCAAGGGGCUGGGGUGUUAAGAAAGGAAGUCAAAGAUCGGAAUAUUAAUAAAUAUUAA
Messenger RNA from Esox lucius (northern pike), 4937 nucleotides. RefSeq names its product potassium voltage-gated channel subfamily A member 10-like. Gene Ontology annotation, biological process: potassium ion transmembrane transport; protein homooligomerization. Gene Ontology annotation, molecular function: protein binding; delayed rectifier potassium channel activity. Lineage: Eukaryota; Metazoa; Chordata; Actinopteri; Esociformes; Esocidae. The transcript is spliced from 5 exons. Bases 1135 to 2940 code for a protein of 601 amino acids. Gene Ontology annotation, cellular component: voltage-gated potassium channel complex; membrane. The record is from RefSeq and is a predicted model, not a curated record.